AUGCCCCAAAAACAAUGGGAAUUUUUUCGAAUUUUAGCAAUUUCUUCGUGUAUUGCUUCAUUAGCUAGUGUAAUAUUAUUAGCUGUUUGUAUUCCUUUAAUUUAUAUACAAAUUGAUGAAGAAAAUGAAUUUAUUGUGUUAAAAGCUAAACAAUUUAGAGAAAAUUCAGAAAGAAUAUGGACUAAUACUAAUUAUCAGAAUUUGGAGAGAAAUAGUGGAGAAAAUGAGAGAAAGAAACGAGCAGUGUUAAAUGUAGGAGGAAUAUGUUCAGGAUGUAAAUCGUUGACAUGCCCACCCGGACCGAUAGGUCUUCCAGGCCCAGCAGGAGAAGACAACCCUCCAGGAGAGCCAGGAAUGCCUGGCGAACCAGGAAUUGAUGGAUAUGAUAUUGAACUUGGGCCUGAACAAGAACAGAGCUGCGCAAUCUGUCCAGCUGGACCGCCUGGGAUGAGAGGAAGUCAAGGCGAAAGAGGACAGACAGGAAUUGUUGGAUUGGUAGGGGAAAGUGGGACAGAUGCUGAGGCAGGGAAAGAAGGCCCUAGAGGAGAUGCAGGCCCUCCAGGCAAACAAGGACCAAAAGGAAAGAAUGGAUAUCCUGGAAGUAUUGGAGAUAACGUUAUAGCAGGAAUAGGACAGAAAGGACCAAAAGGUCCUCCUGGCCCUGCUGGUUCAAUGGGAAUGGUUGGAAUGGCAGGAAAAUCGAACAUGCGACAAGGCUUUCCAGGCGUAGCAGGAAGUGUAGGGCAACAAGGGCCGCAGGGGCAAAGUGGUGCUGAAGGAGCACAAGGAUUAAUGGGACUUGUGGGAGAGCCGGGAAUGCCUUCAAUGUAUUGUCCAACAGAUUGUGGUGUUUCACACAUAAAAGUACCAGAAUUUGAAAAAACUGUUGGAUAUAAUACAAAAGAAGAAAUAAAUAAAAAUAAUAUUAAAAAGAAGACAACAAAAAAGAGAAAUAAUAAUAAAGUUUUGGGGACUAACAAUUACAAAAUUGAAAAAAAUGUGGGAAGAAAACGAGUUAAGAUAGUUGAAGAAAGACAUCCUAAUGGGGGAUAUAAUGCUCAACGUGUUUAA
Molecule: messenger RNA, 1071 nt
Organism: Meloidogyne enterolobii
Lineage: Eukaryota; Metazoa; Nematoda; Chromadorea; Rhabditida; Meloidogynidae
Source: the annotation of a GenBank genome assembly